This is a messenger RNA of Angiostrongylus costaricensis, 270 nucleotides long. The record is from the annotation of a GenBank genome assembly. NCBI's taxonomy places the organism in Eukaryota, Metazoa, Nematoda, Chromadorea, Rhabditida, Metastrongylidae.
AUGGUGGGCUUCGUUCACGUGAAAGAAAAACCAAAGAAAACGGCUAAGGAAGUGGAAAUCAUACUUCUCUACGUGGUGUAUGGUCAAGGAGAACUGGCAGCAAUAAAAAUUAGAAAUCAAACUCAUUCCGAGUUCUCAACUAAGCUGGCGCAACCGUCGAUAUCUCAGUUUGUAGAGCGGAGGACUGUAGAGUUGCAGCAAUCCUUAGGUCGCUGGUACGAAUCCGGCUCAACGGAGCGUUUGGCAGAAUGGUGUGCUUCGUUCACGUGA